UCUUUCGCAAAACGUCUGGGAGGAGCCCCCGGAGCCACAAAACCGUCUCCUUCCUGGGGCCAGACUGAGAAGUGCAGGGAGACGGCAAACAGGAGCCGCUGCCGGACAUGGGCUGCCCCUUGCUGCUGCUGCUCUUGAUUCAGAUCUGCGUUCCAGCCUCCUGGGGCCUGCGAUGCAUGCUCUGCAAGAGGACCGGGAAUUGCAAAGUGGAAGAAUGUGCCCCUGGCCAGGACUUCUGCAGGACCACGAUCCUGCACAUAUGGGAAGGAGGUGAGGAGCUGGAGGUGGUGGAGAGAGGCUGUGCCCACCCGGAGAAGACCAACAGGACCAUGAGCUAUCGGACAGACCUGCAGAUCGUCACCCUUACAGAGGCCAUGUGUGGCUCCAAUUUGUGCAACCGGCCCAGUCCUGGCCGGGCUCCUUUCUUUCCCCGAAGUCGUUACCUUGAAUGUGCUUCCUGUGCCUCAUCAGACCUGAGCUGUGAGCGGGGCUGGGACAGGAGCCUGCAGUGCCGCAACCCUGGAGAACAGUGCCUGGAUGUGGUAACCCACCGGAGCCUGGAAGGGAGUCCCGGGGAUGAGCGCCACACCCGAGGCUGUGGCAACCUUCCUGGCUGCCCCGGCCCCACCGGCUUCCACAACAACCACACUUUCCACUUCCUGCGGUGCUGCAACACCACCAAAUGCAAUGGGGGCCCAGUCCUCGAUCUUCAAAAGCUGCCUCCAAACGGCUUGCAGUGUUACAGCUGUGAGGGGAACAGCACUCAUGGAUGUUCCACUAACGAGACUGCCCUCAUUAGCUGCCGAGGCCCCAUGAAUCAAUGUCUGGAAGCCACAGGCACUAACGGCCUGGGGAACCCAAGCUACACUGUCAGAGGCUGUGCAACCCCUUCAUGGUGCCAAGGCCUCCACGUGGCUGAAGCCUUCAGCCUGACCCAUCUCAACGUCUCCUGCUGUACUGGAAAUAGCUGUAACCAGCCAGCCCUGGAUGUCAGGCCCCGCACUGGGGGCGCAACGCGGCCUGACCCUGCCCACUUCAGCUUCUUUGUCACCCUGCUUAUGACUGCCAGACUGUGGGGAGGCACCCUCCUCUGGACCUGAACCUCACACCCCCACUGCCCUGGCUGGAUCCAGGGGACCCCUUCGCCCUUCCCUCAGCUCCAGCCCUGCCGACUUGCUGUGUGACCUCAGGCCAGUGUGCUGCCCUCUCUGAGCCUCCGUGUACCCAGCUGUCAGAAUGCUUAUCUCAGAGGAGACUUGUGAGAAGCAGAGGAGAAAAGCCAAACAAAGGCUGCGGGCCAGCAGGCUAGAGCUCUUGUUAUGAUGAAUAUUGUUGCCGCUAUUAUUGUUAUUAUUAAUUAUUUGUUUUAUUUAAUAUUUUAUACGGAAAUAAAGAUUUUUCUACCAGUGAAC
Phacochoerus africanus (Common warthog) is the source of this 1412-nucleotide messenger RNA. It is a transcript of the gene PLAUR, whose product is annotated as plasminogen activator, urokinase receptor. Gene Ontology annotation, cellular component: plasma membrane. Lineage: Eukaryota; Metazoa; Chordata; Mammalia; Artiodactyla; Suidae. The coding region runs from base 108 to 1100 and encodes 330 amino acids. The transcript is spliced from 7 exons. The record is from RefSeq and is a predicted model, not a curated record.